GCCCGGAUGUGGGCAGCAGAAGAAGGCGAGCAGGACUGGCCAGGGGAGGCCCAUGGACCAGCUGGACGCUCCCGCAGGGGUUGGCUGGCGCGGACAAGAUGGAUGACUUGAAUCUCCACUACCGCUUCCUCAACUGGCGACGCCGCAUCCGGGAGAUUCGGGAGGUGCGAGCCGUCCGCUACCAGGAGCGCUUCAAACAUGUCCUGGUGGACGGGGACACCCUCAGUUACCAUGGCAACUCGGGAGAAGUCGGCUGCUACGUGGCACCCCGCCCGCUGACCAAGGACAACUACUACUUCGAGGUGUCCAUCGUGGACAGCGGGGUGCGGGGAACCAUCGCCGUGGGGCUGGUCCCCCAGUACUACAGCCUCGACCACCAGCCCGGCUGGCUGCCCGACUCCGUGGCCUACCACGCCGACGAUGGCAAGCUUUACAACGGCAGGGCCAAGGGCCGCCAGUUCGGGACGAAAUGCAGCUCCGGCGACCGGAUCGGCUGCGGCAUCGAACCCGUGUCCUUCGAGGUGCAGACGGCCCAGAUCUUCUUCACUAAGAACGGGAAGAGGGUGGGGUCGACGAUCAUGCCGGUGUCCCCGGACGGGCUGUUCCCGGCGGUGGGCAUGCACUCCCUGGGCGAGGAGGUCCGGCUGCAUCUCCACGCCGAGCUGGGCAGCGAGGAGGACGACAGCGUCAUGAUGGUGGACAGCUACGAGGACGAGUGGGGGCGGCUGCACGACGUCAAAGUCUGCGGGACGCUCCUGGAGUACGUGGGAAAGGGCAAGAGCAUCAUCGACGUGGGGCUGGCCCAGGCCCGGCUGCCCCUGAGCACCCGCAGUCACUACUUCGAGGUGGAGAUUGUCGACCCCGGGGAGAAGUGCUACAUCGCGCUGGGCCUGGCCCGCAGGGAUUACCCCAAAAACAGGCACCCGGGGUGGAGCCGGGGCUCCGUGGCGUACCAUGCAGAUGACGGGAAGAUCUUUCACGGCAGCGGAGUCGGGGACCGUUUCGGACCGCGAUGCUACAAGGGGGACAUUAUGGGGUGCGGCAUCAUGUUCCCCCGGGACUACAUGCUGGACAGCGAAGGCGACAGCGACGACAGCUGCGACGGGGUGACCCUGUCCCCCACCCACCGCGGCCUCGGGAACGUUCUCUACCUGCACCAGGAGCCGGAGGAGGAGGAGGAGGAGGAAGAGGAGGAGGAGGAGGAAGAGGAGGAGAUGGAGCAGGAGAUCGAGGGCAGGAAAGUCGUGGUCUUCUUCACCCGCAACGGGAAGAUCAUCGGGAAGAAGGACGCCGUGGUGCCCCCGGGGGGCUUCUAUCCCACCGUGGGGAUGCUGAGCAGCGGGGAGAAGGUCAAGGUGGACUUGCACCCGCUCAGCGGUUAG
This is a messenger RNA of Tachyglossus aculeatus (Australian echidna), 1382 nucleotides long. RefSeq names its product SPRY domain containing 3 (gene SPRYD3). The record is from RefSeq and is a predicted model, not a curated record. Gene Ontology annotation, molecular function: protein binding. Lineage: Eukaryota; Metazoa; Chordata; Mammalia; Monotremata; Tachyglossidae. Bases 99 to 1382 code for a protein of 427 amino acids. The transcript is spliced from 11 exons.